CGUCUUAACAAUUCACUGGAUAAGUAUGCAAAGUGUGUUUUCUUUCCCAGUUUUCUUGUCUCCUCCUUCCCCCUCUUUUCGCUUUUUUUUUUACUGCAUGCGUCAACCCCUUCCCUGAGAGCACACUUCCUUAACAGAAGUAUUUAUACCCCCGGUUUCAAACAUAGUUUGGUGCGCUGGUCGGUAACCCAGACCUGCGAGACGUUUCCUGGUUAGCAGCCGAUUAAGAUAGAGCUGCAGCGUGAACAAGACAGCGAAGUCGCUCCCCAGAUAACUUUGCCUUUUGACGGAGAGCGAUGGGCUGGUGUGGAGUUUUGAGAACCUGGCUGACAGUGACUGUCCCGUUGCUGGUGUGCAUGGCGUCGGAAGAUGAUUCCCCGUUUCUCCAGCGACAAGUGACCUUUGACCUUUCCCGAUUUCUAAAUGGGGGCAGUGCUCCGGAAUCUGACAUUGAGCCUUCUGAAAGUGAGCCAGAUGCCUUUGCCAGGACAGAGAGCAGCUCCACAUUGACUGGACGUCAGCGCAUACAGAUACCUACAGUGUCCUUCCCCCCAGCAAGGCCAUCUUUGGACAACCUCCCCUUUUUGUGUAGCCACGUCGAUUCCCGCCCCCGCUACACACGCCGGUCUUUCCCAAGCUCCGGAUAUGGCAGCCAGAUUCGGCAGGCGGACACAAUGAACCGCGUGGAGUCCUGGUACAGCGGCUGUUGCCAAGGGAACGAGACUCAGGAGAGCGCGUUCACUCUCUGCUGUGCCCAGCAGGCUUGGGAAAGUGCUCUUGCUACGUUCUGUGAUGAGGAGUUCUCCAUCAAGACCAACCACUAUCACUGCUGCUUGAAGCGAGGGCACUCCAGGUGGAGCUGUUUUGAGAAGGCCGCCCCCAACCCCACCUACAUACCCCAGGGCACUACGUUACAUAUACCACCACCCCAAGAGCCCGGAUUCAUCUUUAACCGUAGCAUCUGCCUGAGCAAUGAUUCCGGGAGUUUGCAGGAGAGGGACAAAAGCUAUGAAGUGCCUUACAUCCCAUUCCCACCUGGCCGGCCCAAUUCCGAGAACGUCGAUGCAAUCUGUGGCGGUCAAGCAGAGCGCCCCCUCUACCCGCUUAAAUGCCUACCGAGCGACGGCUAUGGCUGGCUUGCUCGACAAUUUAAGGUGAUCAACCAGCUGGAGACGGGGAUGCACAGGUGUUGCAAGGCAGAGAGGACGGCACUGGCCUGUGUGGAGAAAAAGUGGCAGGAUGUGAUGGACUGGUUUUGUAAGGAGGAGCAGUCUGUGGAUAAAGGCCAGGACCCCUGCUGCCAGCUCCCAGAGCAGGAGGAACGCUAUGCCUGCUUCUCUCGCCGCGCCCCCAAUCCACACUACAUGAUAUUGCAGAGGCCUCUCAGAUUCGAAGAAGGCAGACCUCUCCGGGUGUGCGACACUCACGCACUGAUCGUCAAGAAAUUUUCUGUGGCGUUUCCUAUUGACCGUAUUGUGAGUGAGUGCUGCCAUCUGCUGGGCUUUGAUAAAAUGACUUGCGUGGACAACCGGCUGGAUUCCAUGUUGGAUGACAUGUGCGCUGCAAAGGUGACGUCGCCCUCAGACCUUCAUACAGAAUGCUGCCUGCAGCCCUCAUCUCACUGGACCUCCAACUGUCUGACUAGACAACUGCUGAAAGCCAUCAGUAAAGCAAUUCAAACGCCAAUAUACCGGAGCAGGAAAUGUCCGGAUAACUGAGCCACGUUUCACUCCAAUUUCUCAUUCGGUGGGAAUAACAUUCGAAGGAUUCUGAGUUUGGGAGCGUAAGGCUUUCAGAGGGUUACAUUUACUAGCUAAGGAUGCAGUCACUGCGUCACUGAGAGACUUGUAUUUCCAUUUCCAAGAAUCUGUGUUAUUGGACUGACUUUUUUAUUUUAGUAUCAACAUUUUGUAUUUCCUUCGCUUGUAUAAAUUUUAUUAUGGAAAUGAACUUAUAUUUCCCACUAAUCAAUUUUAACUCUCCUAUAAACAGCAUGUAAAGACAUACUUGUAGUUCCACGCAUGGAAAUAAAUGGAUGUGUUUUCAUAAA
Brienomyrus brachyistius is the source of this 2050-nucleotide messenger RNA. RefSeq names its product extracellular matrix protein 1-like. Bases 297 to 1718 code for a protein of 473 amino acids. NCBI's taxonomy places the organism in Eukaryota, Metazoa, Chordata, Actinopteri, Osteoglossiformes, Mormyridae. The transcript is spliced from 10 exons. Gene Ontology annotation, cellular component: extracellular region. Gene Ontology annotation, biological process: signal transduction; regulation of bone mineralization. The record is from RefSeq and is a predicted model, not a curated record.